Messenger RNA from Musa acuminata subsp. malaccensis (wild Malaysian banana), 1581 nucleotides. RefSeq names its product protein ASPARTIC PROTEASE IN GUARD CELL 1-like. Lineage: Eukaryota; Viridiplantae; Streptophyta; Magnoliopsida; Zingiberales; Musaceae. Gene Ontology annotation, molecular function: aspartic-type endopeptidase activity. The record is from RefSeq and is a predicted model, not a curated record. Gene Ontology annotation, biological process: proteolysis.
AUGGUGGCGGAGAAUACGCACAGCCGCCUCUUCCUUCUCUUUCUGUUCUCCUUACUCACGCUCUCCACAUCCCCAGCCAUGUCUCUUCACCCCGAGGUGCAGAGCACCGGAUACCCCACUACCGCCACCCUCGACGUCUCCACAAGCCUCGCUCAAGCCCACCUUGCUCUCUCGUACCGCCCCCCCUCCUCCACCGAGCUCCCUUCCCACCUCCUCCCUUAUGACCCCUCCUCCGCAAUCUCCGUCGCCCUUCACUCGCGAGACUUCCUCCCCUCGUUCGUUGGCUCCUCCGCCCACGGCCACCCCGACUAUAAGGCCCUGACCCUCGCUCGCCUGUUCCGCGACGUAGCCCGCGUCCGCUCUAUCGCGGUCCGCGCCACCCUCGCCUUCGGCGCUGUCGCCGACUCCGUUCUGAAUCCCAACACGGACGUGAAGGCCCUCCAGAUCGCCGCCGUGAACUCGAUUAUGGGUUCUGUUAUCUCCGGGGCCAGCAUGGGAAGCGGCGAGUACUUCUCCAGGGUGGGGGUCGGCAGCCCUCCAAAGCCCCUCUACAUGAUCCUCGACACCGGCAGCGACGUCAGCUGGGUCCAGUGCCUUCCCUGCGCCGACUGCUACGAGCAGUCCGACCCCGUCUUCGACCCCUCCGACUCCUCCUCUUACACCCUCCUCUCUUGCGACUCUUCCCUAUGUCACUCUCUCGCCCUCUCUGCCUGCCGCAACUCCACAUACUCCUCCUCCGGCCCCGCCGCCGCAGCCGAUGAAAGAUGCCUGUACCAGGUCAUGUACGGCGACGGGUCCUACACCGUCGGGGACUUCGCCACCGAGACGCUGACAUUCGGCGGGUCGGCCUCGGUCUCGGAGGUGGCCAUGGGUUGCGGCCACGAUAACGAGGGGGUUUUCGACAGCGCGGCCGGGCUGCUGGGCCUGGGCGGCGGGCCACUCUCUUUUCCCACCCAGAUCUCGGCCCGUUCCAUCACCUACUGCCUCGUUGAUCGUGAUUCCAACGCCUCCUCCAUCCUCAACAUCAGCACCGCCGCCUCCACCCCCUCGUCGACCUUGACGGCACCCCUCCUCCGCAACCCUCUACUGGACACCUUCUACUACGUCGAGCUGACGGGUAUUAGCGUGGGCGGGAAAAUGCUGCCCAUCCCGCCGUCGGCUUUCGCGAUAGACGAGAGCACCGGAGCCGGGGGCGUGAUUGUGGAUUCCGGCACGUCGGUAACGCGGCUGCAGGAAGCGGCGUAUGCUACGCUGCGGGACGACUUCCAGGUGCAGAUGGAGGCGCUACCGCCGGCGGAGAGGAUGAUACCGUUCGACACGUGCUACAACCUGUCAUCGCGGGCGAGCGUGACGGUGCCGUCGGUGGCGUUCCACUUCCCGGAGGGGAAGGCGCUGCUGCUGCCAGCGAAGAACUACCUGAUCCCGGUGAACGACGAGGGCACCUACUGCCUGGCCUUCGCACCUUCCCCGGUGGCGUUCUCGAUCAUCGGUAACGUACAGCAACAGGGGACACGUGUCAUAUUUGACCUCGUCAACGACCGGGUGGGCUUCACCCCUGAUGUGUGCUGAGGCUGUCACACC